UUUGCCGCGUUCGGUUCGCUGGCGUUUCCAUACGUUCUGCGUCUAUAGCUAAUAGCGCCCGGCUUUCGUCUUCGUCUGUUGUUGUUUUCGAAUGCGCUGGAGCUGGAGCGGAGUGUGCUGUGAGUGUGUGAGGUGUGCAGCUACGGUUGGAAGGGAAAAAAUGAAAAAUACGAGCAUGUGUGCGGCAUAAUUUAGCGCGUUUUGUGCGUUGACAGCUGCAAAAAGAGUGCAGAAAAGUGCAGCGAAAGGCAAAGGCAGACGGCAGACUGCAAAACAAACAAAAGCGAACGCAACGACAAACAACAAACAAAGCAGAAGCCGAAGCCAAAGCAAAAACAAACCCACACACACCUGCUGCCCGGCUCGAGUUUGUGUGUUAGUGUUUCGGGUCCAGGCCCAAAAGGCGUACGAAAAAGUGCACAGCAAGUCGUGAUUUUCCGGCGGAAGAGAGACAAAUAGGAGGAGGAAACCCGCCCAGCGGAAGAGCAAGACUCCCCAAAAAGCAAACCGAUGAGACUGUCAACAUGGCCGAGUGAAUGAAAAUAUGAAAAUUCAUAUUUCGUAAAGUGGGAAAAGUGAAUUGAAAAGUGUGUGUGCGUGGUGUGUGGAAAUGCUCGAUGGCGAUCGCAGCUGAGGAUUAUUGAUUCCGUCGAAUUACGGAUUGCACAAUCCACAAUCCGUCCGAAAAAAAACCAACAUCGAAUAACGAAAAAGGCCAAACGCAUAUAUAGAAAAAUAAAUCUCCGGCAAACAGUUGCAGCUGCCUACUUAGGCUAAUUGAUUUUCAUUUCGGUUUCUGUUUUUACCAUUUGUUUGUUAGCUGGCUUGUUUGUUUGUUUGUUUGUUUGCUUGCUGGCUUGCAAUGAGGCGUCCAAAAGCUGCCAAUCACAACAACAACAGCUACAACAACUCACCAAAUGAACAGAAAAAACAGGCAAAAAACCAACAAGCCCAAGUACAUGAAGUGAAGCUGCGCGACAAUUGCGUUUGCGCUUUUCCCUGUUUUUUUAAUUAAUUUUAAGUGUCGCCGUAUUUUGUUGUUGCCUUUGGCCCUCUUCUGCGAUAGGGGGAAAAAAUAAGAGAGAAGGAGAGUGAGGGAAACCCUCCGGAAAUCGGCAAUUUAAUUUACAAUACAACAUUAGUACGGACAUAAAAACGGAUAAAGGCGAGCAGCGAAAGGAGCACCGAAAAUGUUUGCCGGAAUUAGGAAGCGCCUGGCACGCAAGCAAAACGAGAAGGACUGCGAUGAGGAUGACAAGGACGAUGUGCACGAUGCGAUGCCGCCGCCCCCGAAUUACAUUCAAAUAUCCCAGGGCAGGAUCCAGCUGGUGCAUCAGCCCCGAACACCAGUGGAGUCGGAGGCGGGCACUCUGUCCCUGGAGCGGUAUGGCUCUGGCUCGGGGUCCUGCUCAGGAUCUGGAUCUGGAUCUGGCGGCUGUGAUAAGGAUUUGUUGGAGAAGCGGAUGAUUGAAGUUGAAGGCGCUCUGCUGCGCUUGCAGGAGGAGUUCCAGAAAAGCCAAUGCGGGUCGCCAACGUUCGAGAAGGAAUUGCGCGAACAAAUUGAGAACAUGAAUCGCAUUAUGAAAUCCAAAGAACGCAAGCAAAUGCAGACAUGUCGGGAUCACAAGGCACUGCAGACCCGCUUCGCCCGCCAGGAGAAUCUUCUUCAGUCGAUGCAGCAGGAGAACCGAGCCUUGCUCACCCGUAUCCGGCAGUAUGAACACUGCCUGGACGACGUGAUGCGCAAGGUGGUGGAUGCCAUUGUGGCCGAGGAUAAUCUCCGGGAGGAGGUGAGCAUGCUGAAGGGAAGGGUGCGCGACCUGGAGGCGCAGAAUGCGGCCUUAUCUGCCAGUCCGGUCAAGGGACGUGACGAAGGCUACUGCACCAUGAGCAGUGGACAGCCGCAACCCUCGAAUGGGCAUCUGGAGGAUCUGCCAGAGGAACCAGAGCAGUGGCUUCUGCCCGCCGAGCCCUGCUCUACGGAAAUGGAGGACUGGAGCAUGUCGCAGGAGGAGCUGGCUGUGAUGACCUUUGACGAUGAGCGGGAGCAGCAACACCACCUCCUGCAGCAGCAGCAGCAGCGAAGGAAGCGGGAUCACGACUGGCUGUGGCCCUCGAGUGACUUCAUCAACUCUACUACAGUGGAAACGGAUUCCGUGGCCGAUGGCAUUGCCCAGCUGCUACAGCAGAAGAUCGUUUACUCCGAGGACGAGGAGGUGGCCUGCACGGACUUCACCAAUGACUUUUACAAACUGGUCAACAUACGCUCCAACUCCUCGCGCAGCCUUUACUCCUACCUGGAGGGCGAGACGGAUGAUGAGGAUGAUGAGGAGGAUGAUGAUGCCGAGGACUCUAGCAUGUCGGAGAGCCAGGUGGGGCCUGCGGGACGCACGAAUGGAGGCAGUCCCACCCCCAGCGAAGCAGGCAGGGCCCAGCUGACCAGCUGCUCUUCCAGCGAAACGGAUGAGUUGUCCGCCAGUCAGCUGAAAAAGGACGAAGAGCCUGACUAUGCGGUUAUUGAUGAGUGCCGGCGGCGGGUCAGCGACAUUGAGAUCGAGGAUGUGCCUCUGAUUGUGAGCAGUAGUACGCCCAUGAAACCGCUGGAUGAGCAGCAGUGCAUUGCCCAGAUCAUCAAGAGCGAAUUGCGCCGGCCUCCGCAUGUCCUUGUCAAAUCCAAAUCGGUGCUGGAGGACCAGGAGCCCAGCUGCAUCCUGCGACACAAUCAACGCCGCGAACUGGAGUCCACCGUGGUGCGCAGCGAUAGCAUCAGCUGUGCCAUGAUGUCAAAGAUGGCCAAAGAACUGGUGCCUCCGUCGCCGGGAAUGGUGACCAAGCUGAAGGAGCGAAUGCUGAUGAGACAGGCAUCCACGCCGCCAACAUCCACCUCGUGGCGCAGGAGUAAUGGCUGGAAGAGGGUCACAUCACCAGUGCAUCCGCCAGCGGCAGUUUCGCCAAAGAAGAAGGAAACCAAGUCAACGGAGCUGCCAAAGAGUGGCCUGCCGAAGGCCCAGCCCACCAGAAUUCCAACGAGCAUCCAUUCGUCGGUGUCCUCGUCCUCCUCGAUGUCCUCAUCCUGCUCGCCCUCCCCAUCCUCCCCGUCGCCGCAGUCCCCGCAGCAGCAAAAGUCCCCCGGCCAAAAGCAGCAGCCACAGCGAAAAUCCAAGAUUCCUCCCCCCGUUCCCGUGCGACGAUCCUAUGCGAGUUAAGGGACGCGCCAUCCUGCGAAAUCUCAAAUCAAUAAUCGUCAAGCUAACAAAUAUUUAAAGAUUUAAAAGACUAAAUUGUGAUAUAUUCAAACAAAAACAAAACAAAACCGAACAGACAAGUUGAAGGUGGUGAAGGAGUAGGAGUAGAAGGAGCAAGCGAGUAUUUAUAUGUAUAUUGUACAUUUUUUGGAGAUGUUUUACCUUGUAAGCGGCACUGCCAACUGUUCCCCCAGAUACGAAUUAUCAUCAUUACCAAAUCGCAAGGCUCGCCCUGCUCUACGCCGUAUAUUUUGUAGAGCAGCGGUCGCAGCCACCAAAUUAGUGGAGAAUGGGACAAUUUGAUUGAUUUCAAACUGAAUUCAAACUACUUACUAUUAGCUAUGGGUCAUUGAGUAUAGAUGAAAACUAAAAACUGUAGUCUUCCGCACACCACUCGAGUGUAUUCGAAGUAAUAGCAUUUGUAGGGCAUGGUUAAUCGCAUAAACUAAACGGGAAACUAAGCUAAACCCAUCCUUUCACACACUCAGACACAACAGUUGAACAUUUGCAUUUAAGGGUGAAAUAUUUCAAAGUAUAGAAGGCAUAUAGUACGACAUAUAUAUACGGUUUCUAAGCGAACAUUAAACGACAAACCAUAACAAUAAAAAUCUGUACAUACAAAGCUCUUCUCUUCAACCGUAGUUGGCGUUAGCUCCGGCUCCUCAGGGGCUGCUGCCACCGACUAAUUUAUCGCAGCAGCAUCCCGCAUCCUAAUUAUAUAACUAAACUACACACCCUAUCUAUGUAGAACAGAAGGCACUAUUAUAUAUGAUCGUGGAGGGGAAUAACGUGCGUAGAUGUGUAAGCUCGUAUAUAAACAUUAUAAAUGUAUUUUCUUAGCGUAGCCAGUACAAAUAAACAAAAA
Molecule: messenger RNA, 4110 nt
Organism: Drosophila kikkawai
Lineage: Eukaryota; Metazoa; Arthropoda; Insecta; Diptera; Drosophilidae
Source: RefSeq, a predicted model, not a curated record